Molecule: messenger RNA, 2542 nt
Organism: Episyrphus balteatus (marmalade hoverfly)
Lineage: Eukaryota; Metazoa; Arthropoda; Insecta; Diptera; Syrphidae
Product: sodium-dependent nutrient amino acid transporter 1
Exons: 8
Coding region: 511-2433 (640 amino acids)
Biological process (GO): sodium ion transmembrane transport
Cellular component (GO): membrane
Molecular function (GO): L-amino acid transmembrane transporter activity
Source: RefSeq, a predicted model, not a curated record
AAUUGUAUAGAUUUCGUCUGGUAUAGUCGCGUGCCGCCACAAAAAAACUCAAGUCAAUGCAAAUUUGUAUUAACCGCAAAAAAAGUUCACACAACAAAGUAUCUUGAGACUUGACGGGCGCAUAGGAAUACCAGUAACGUUUAUGUUCAUUCCGAGCCAGAGGAAAGCAUAACUUUGGUUAGCUGAAAAAUAUUGGUGGUAGAUGAGAACAAACUUGAGCUUUUUUACAACAGUUUCUUGUCGACAGCCGAGUGGGUUCGAUCGUUUGUUCAUCCGUAACGUUUGGUUCGAAGAGAUAAUAAGGUCGUUUAUAAUUUCGAUCUUGAAUUAACUUAACAAAGUGACUCAAAGAUACUUUUUGGGGAAUGUUAAAAGAUUAACUUUGAAAAAAAAAAAUCAGUAAAAACAAAAUUUGUAGGUGUGGCGGAACUACGUUAAUCGUUCUUAAGAAUUCGAGAACGAGUUUUUUAAUACCCAGACUAACGACGAUUAUUUUGGAGCACAAGAGCGAUGGUGAAACAAAAUGGUCACGUAAAUGAAGGUUACUAUGGAACACUUGGAUCAACUACCUCCAUUCCAGGGGAAUACAAAAAUGGCUCUACAACAGUUUCAACGAUUAGCUUAAAUAAUAGUGAAAAAGCUUCAAGUGAAGACCAUCAGCAAUCCCCCGAUCCCGAUGAAACUACCAAAUUAGGUCGUGACCAAUGGAGCAAUGAUCUAGAAUUCCUAAUGUCUUGCAUAGCACUGUCAGUGGGAUUGGGCAACGUAUGGAGAUUUCCCUUUACAGCUCUUGAAAAUGGCGGUGGAGCUUUCUUGAUUCCAUACAUCAUUGUCCUGUUCCUCGUCGGGAAACCAGUUUAUUAUAUGGAAAUGAUUCUGGGACAAUUCUCCAGUCGUGGCAGUGUUAAUGUUUUUGAUUUUUCACCAAUCAUGAGAGGAGUUGGUUAUGGUCAAGUUCUUGCCACAGGGAUAGUUACAACUUAUUAUGCAACAUUGAUGGCUUUAACGUUGCGUUAUUUGGUGGCAUCAUUCUCGACAGUUCUGCCAUGGAGUUACUGCCGUGAAGAAUGGGGAAGUGCAUGCAUCGAUUCAAAAAUUACAGGAAACGAAACUAUUUUGGAAAACGUGACAAGAGUUCCUUCAGCCCAAUUUUAUUUUACAAAUAUAGUUCUUCGUGAGAAAUCUUCAAUUCAUGAUGGAAUUGGCAAUCCCAGCUGGGAAUUAGCUUUGUGUCUGUUAGGUGCAUGGAUAAUGGUAGCAGCGAUUAUGAUUCAAGGCGUAAGGAGUUCGGGAAAAGCGUCUUAUUUUCUGGCACUUUUUCCAUAUGUUGUUAUGUUAAUUUUACUUAUUCGGGCAUUAACUCUGCCUGGAGCAUUCGAUGGAGUUCUUUAUUUUAUAAAGCCACAAUGGGAUAGACUAUUGGAUCCGAAAGUAUGGUAUGCAGCUGUGACGCAAGUUUUCUUUUCGUUGGCCAUUUGUUUUGGAAAUAUUAUCAUGUAUGCGUCGUAUAAUCGAUUUGGACAAAACGUUUAUAGAGAUGCCAACAUUGUAACAACUCUGGACACUUUCACAUCCCUUCUUUCUGGCGUGAUUAUUUUUGGAAUUCUUGGCAAUCUUGCCUACGAAAGCAACACAACCGAUAUCAAAAGUGUAGUUAAAGGAGGCACUGGUCUUGCUUUUGUAUCAUAUCCCGAUGCAAUUGCCAAAUUUAAUUUCGUACCACAGCUGUUUUCAGUAUUAUUUUUCCUCAUGUUGUUUGUCCUUGGAAUUGGCAGUAAUGUUGGAAUGGCUUCGUGUAUCAUGACGGUGUUGAAAGACAAAUUUUCAUCGACCAAGAAUUGGGUUAUUGUGAUGAUUAUAGCCGUGGUUGGUUAUUUAGUUGGAUUGAUCUACAUUACCCCUGGUGGACAGUUUCUUUUGAACUUUUUGGACUUUUAUGGAGCGUCGUUUGUGGCAUUGGUGUUGGCAAUAGUGGAACUAAUUGCUGUUGGUUGGAUAUAUGGAGUAAAGCGUUUGUGUCAAGAUAUACACUUCAUGCUCGGACUUAAAACAAGCAUUUACUAUCGCAUUUGCUGGGGUAUUGUUACACCAGCCGUAAUGGCUGCAAUUCUUGUGUACACAUUUGUGGAUUACAAGCCCUUAGAUUAUAAUGGCUAUAUCUAUCCUGAUGGACUUUACGUUUUCGGUUGGUGUGUGUCAGCAUUUGGAAUACUUCAAGUAGUAUUUUGGGGUAUCUAUGCAAUAGUUCAGCAACCAAAGGGGACUUUACUACAGAAGAUUGUAUCAGCUUUUAACCCACAAUCGGACUGGGGUCCGCUAGACAAAAGAUUAUACCAUUCCUAUAAACUUAAUCAAAAUGAUACGAGUAUCAGUGCGAGAAUGUUUAGGAGGAAUGGAUUUUGGUUUAAAAUUUAUGAUAAUAUAUUUGGAUAGAUAUAAUUUUAAAAGAUAAGUUAAAUGUAUUAUAAUCUAGCGAAAAUUUUUGUUACUAAGAAUAAGUUAGAAAAAUAUAAUCGAAAUUAAUAUUUCAUAAUUUUGGUCA